Molecule: messenger RNA, 1284 nt
Organism: Lodderomyces oxycetoniae
Lineage: Eukaryota; Fungi; Ascomycota; Pichiomycetes; Serinales; Debaryomycetaceae
Product: S-adenosylmethionine-dependent methyltransferase
Exons: 1
Coding region: 1-1284 (427 amino acids)
Source: RefSeq, a predicted model, not a curated record
AUGAAUUUUGAUACACAGUCUACCUGUGUGGAGCUGCCAUUGAACAAUGAGGUGGCUGAUACUGAAAAAGGGCUGCAGUUGAAUGUUGCAAGUAAUAAUUAUUGCUGCGGAAAGAAAAACCCGGAAAGUAAUGAUGAUGAUGAUGAUGAUGAAGAAGAAGAAGACUUAAUACAACCACUUCAUAUGCUUGAUUUCCCGAUUCUACGACUUCAGCCACCAUAUGAAGUGUUGUCUACCAUCUUGAAACUAUUGUCUCCCGAAGAAACUAUAAAUUUUGGUGUCUUUGCCAAUCGAGAUCAACACUUUAUCGUAGAUGAAGACGAAUGGUCAGUGUUUAAAAACCAUAACGUCUCAGCAUUAGAGCUCAAGGAUGCUGUAUCAUGGCUCAAACUUUACAGCAUCAGACUCAACACAUCUAAGAAGUUAGCACGUUUGCCUUUACUAGCAAAUUCUUUGAGAAUAAAUUUUGCAAAUGAAUACAAUGCAUAUUUGACACGAAUCAUUUCAAACGAUCUAUCCUGGAUUAGUACUCAAGCUAAGAGAGAAGAAAUACACGCAAUGACCAGUCUUCGGUUGAGUGAAAACUGUGGUCGUAUGGCUCAACCGGAUAGUAUUCGCAAGAUCCAAUUACCAGGUCUUGAAAGAUUAACAUCCCCGUCUGUGAAAUCGAUUGUUUUAAAAGAACCAUCAAUAACAAAUGAUAACCUUGGGUUAAAGACUUGGGGAAGUUCUCUAAUUCUAAGUCUGCGAUUGUUGAGAAGCCAAAGAAACAGAUAUUUGCAUGGCUUGGUACUUGAAUUAGGGUCAGGUACUGGACUUGUAGGUAUCUGUUGCUGUAUUUUAAAAUUUGAUACGACAUUGACCGAUUUGCCUCAGAUAGUGCCCAAUUUGGAAUCUAAUUUGAAGCUCAAUAACUUGCUAGGGUCUAGUGAAAAUUGGCAAGGUCCAAAAAUAAGGGCUGAACAGUUAGACUGGUCUAACCCUCACACUUCGCCUAUUUAUGGUGAGAAGUUUGACACUAUUGUUUUAAGUGACCCCAUCUAUUCAAGUCACCACCCACAAUGGGUAGUCAAUGUACUUGAUUUGUUUUUAAGAAAUGACGAGAAUAGCAGUAGUGUUUCUGUAUUGAUUGAAAUUCCACUUCGGCCAAAGUUUGAAAAGGAAAGACAAGUACUUUGGGACUUGAUGAGUGAAAAGUAUGAGGAAAUAGAGUGUGAAAUUGAAGAUGGAUUUGAUGAUUUUGGUGAGAUGAAGUUUUGUUUCAAGAAAUAUACAAGAAAAUGA